AUGAGAUGGUUUCACAGUUUUCUGCUGGUAAUUGGUCUUGUUUUACUGGUCUCAGUUCAACACUCAGAUGGUACGGCUGUUGAAAGCGGAGCAGAUUCACCAGAUCCACAGACCAAUCUUGGGUUAUGUAGCUGUUGUAAGAAUGAGGAGAUAUGGAAGAGUGUCGCAUACAUGAAAACCUUGAUCACGUGGCUACGAUCCAAAAUGGCGGAUGCUGGUAACGAAGCAGUGCACUAUCAGAAAUUGGACUAUCUGAAGAGUUUUGAGUAUAAAUUUUUGGUUUUUAAAUCAAAAUAUGAUCCCGAACCCGAACCGGAAAUAGACUGGCCAUGGUAG
Messenger RNA from Lottia gigantea (owl limpet), 336 nucleotides. RefSeq lists its product as hypothetical. NCBI's taxonomy places the organism in Eukaryota, Metazoa, Mollusca, Gastropoda, Lottiidae. Bases 1 to 336 code for a protein of 111 amino acids. The transcript is spliced from 3 exons. The record is from RefSeq and is a predicted model, not a curated record.